GUGUGGUUCAGGUGCAUGGGUGCUGGACUGCGCUACUGAAUUCCAGAAAUCAUUUUUUGUCGGUGUAGAUAUAUCGCCAAUAUUCCCACAAUCAAUCAAGCCAUACAACGCAACGUUCGUUCAGGCCGAUUUACUUAGUGGGUUACCAUUUGAAUCAAAUUCAUUUGAUAUAGUUCAUUUGAGUAACAUGGGAACUUGUUUCACUGAAGAAGAGUGGAGGGAUAAUGUGAUACCUGAAGUGAUACGCCUAACAAAGCCUGAUGGAUGGUUUGAAAGUCAGGAAUUCAUAUUUAAGAAGUUUGACGUUGGACCAUGUCAGACGCGAAUACUUGCGUCCGUUAGAAGCUACAUGAGCGAAUUGGGAAUUAACGUUGAUUUCGUAGAACAGAUGAAGGAUUUUUUGACAAAAAAUACGGAAACACUUGCUGACGUUCAAGAAACAGUCGUUAGGCGAUCUGUUGGAUGCGGCAGUAAAUUGGGUAAUGCAUACACAGAUUUCUCUAUGCCAGCAUUGAA
Molecule: messenger RNA, 516 nt
Organism: Acaulospora morrowiae
Lineage: Eukaryota; Fungi; Glomeromycota; Glomeromycetes; Diversisporales; Acaulosporaceae
Source: the annotation of a GenBank genome assembly